CAGCAAAUUCUUGAAAUUAGGGGGAGGGAGGAUAUUGUUAAGUAGAUUUAAGUAGAUCCCGCUUUCUUCAUUUUAAUAGUAAACUAAAUUCUAGAAACAGUUAUUCCGGUAAAAGUAUUCUGAGUUAGCUACUAAGCGAAGUUUUUUGUUUAAUUUAAGCUCUCAGAUAAAUAUUUCAGGUUGCCGGAUGCUAUUUUUACAGCUUGGUCCAGUUGUUUUUCAAAAUGCAAACCAAACAAAGUUGAAACCAAAAACCGUCCAAGUUUUAUGAUUCACUUUCAUUUCGUGUUUAGUCAUUAGUCCUGUUUCUAAUACUAAUACUGUCUUUUGUUGGCGGCCUUAGAUAUAUAAAUUUCAGAAUUCAUUUUUUAUAGCACUUGUCCAAUAAAACUUGGAUUAAAUUGAGGCCCAAUUUGGAGUUAUUUUGCGUUAUUUGCACGGAGCUCGGCAUUUUGCUUGCUGUGAGGAACUUAAAUUAGGAGUCUAUUGUUUCGAAUUAAGAUAAUGGAAGCUAUAGUCAUGCUGCCUUCCUAAUCCUACAGAUGCAAUAUUAUACAGAGGAGCAGAUAAUUAGAAUCAAGUGCCAUCAUUAUCGACCAACGUGAUAAAGAUAAGAUGCUUUAGACAUUUUUGAUUAUUUACAUCAACUUAUGCAGUUCUCGCUGUUAUUAAAUCGCCAGUAUUCUAACCCAUCCUCAUUAAGAUAUUCAGCUAUUGAAAUCGAGUCGCUCAACUACCCCUUAAAAAGUUGAAAUGAUGCGGUUUAUCGUUAUUUGUUAUUUGGACGACUGGUUGGUCGACCUGGUCCUGAUCUGUCCAAUGGGAUAUUCUGUCUUAAUUAGCUACGAACCAUAUGUGCAAGAAAAAUUAUAAUCACUAUCUUUCUUUACUUUUUGUUUCCGUAUCUGCCUUCGUCGUCAGUUUAGAUAGAUUCAUUUUGACAUAAAUACAAAUCAUUUUUCAAUUUCAAUAAUUUUAUAAUAAAUUGACAUGUUGAACAUGAUUUCUGCCGAAAACCGUCUUUUCCUCUAAGUUGCCGUUUGAUUCAAAUAGCCUUGAUUAAUGCACAUCUGAUUCCUUGCUUUUUAUGGGGUUGUAUUCCAGUUAAUAUGGCUCCUUCUAGUGACAAUGGUCCUGGUUCAGCUUAAGCAGACGAAAGUAAGGUUCCACUCAAAAAUCUUCGAUAGCUGAACUAUGAGCUCUUCGGCGCCGAAAGAUGCUGCAUCGGGAUCGGACGAUCCAAAAGCAAAACAGCUGUCCGAUUACAUCAAGAACACCCACGAGCAGCUAAGAAAGGCUUGUGGCCAAGGACGAGACUUCUCUCAAGUAUGGAUUGACCAUUUGGCCGACGAAUCUGUCAGACGGCAGUAUGCGAAGUCCAUGCAUCAACUAGCUAGUAAAUACUGGGAGGGAGGGGCGGAGAAUUGUCGUGUGGAAUGGUGCUACGAAACUCUGAAAAACUAUUUUUCCAAUUCUAUCAGCCAGCAUAUCGAAAAAGAUCUGAGAAUUGCAUGCUUUGAAAUUGACGCUAAAAGUGACACCUCAAUUGAAAACGAACAGAUUUUAAGUGAAUUUAAACGGAACUUGGAUGAAUUUCCGGAAAAAUCAUCAUGUAAUUCGAUCAAAGAAGUUCGAGAUAGCUUUAGAUCCGAAAAAGACUCGGCAAAAAUUGCGCAACUGACAAAACAGGGAGGAGAGUUGCUAUUUGGCAGUGCUUUCUCCAAACCUGAGUUUCAUGAGGCCAAGAAACUUCUGGACGUUGGAAGUUGCUACAACCCUUUUUCACAGCUAAAUGACUGUAAUUUAGAAGUAGUAGCAGUUGAUUUGACCCCAGCAUCGAAGUCCGUUUUUAAAGUGGAUUUUGUGAACAUAUCAACCAGUUUGGAUUGUUCAUGCUUCGAUUUGAACGAAGAAGAUCUUUUGACAUGCAAUGAUGAACGUUGUGUGAAAUGUUUACCGGAAGCUGCUUUUGACGUGGUCACAUUUUGUUUCCUUCUGAGCUACAUACCAUCCCCAACUGAGCGGCUGAAUUUCUGUGCCAAGGCUCGAAAGGUGUUGAAAUUUAACGGACUGUUGAUAAUUACGGAAACACAGAGCAUUACCCCGCACAACAACCUGAUGUUUAUGAAGCAAUGGAGAUGUGAAAUUGAGCAGUUGGGAUUUAGAAGGAUUUGCUACGAAUCAAAAGCUCAUAUACAUGCCAUGGCGUUCAGAAAGGUCCCUAAGUGGCUAAGGAGAUGUUCUUUUGUGGGAGAUGACGUGCCUAAAACGAAGUUGAACAAGAAACCCAUUUACAAAAUACAAGGCUAUCUAUCGAUUAAUCAGGACAUUCACAGUCAUAUACAGAUACAGGGAGAUGAUGACUCUAGAGAGUGCCCCAAGCCUAAAUCGACAUCGGUUAAGCAUGGGGAGGAGCAACCUAGAAAAGGGGAUGAUGAGGAUGAGGGAGAUAGAGCUAAUAUUCCCCAGCCACCCCACAAGAAACACAGAGCGGAGGGGAGGAAGAAAGGGGCAGUUAAAUGGGACUAAUUCUGGACUGGCAUCCCAACGGGAUUGGGUUAUAUGGUUGGAGGCUUUUACAGACCUCAGAGCAACGCAUUGUAAGGGACGAAAAAAGAAGUAAAGAUAUGGAUUGCAGCUCUAUCGAUAUGGAAAUGGACCCGAAUAUACCUAUUUCUCUACUCUUAAGUAAGAAUGAGACGUCAGGACAGUAUGUUUACGAGAUCCGAAGAACUAAACAUGGACAAGAACCACCGAGGAUCGAGAUGAUACAAAGAGCGCAAGUCAUACAAAUGCUGUAAUUAAAAUCAAUCUAUUUGUCCUUAAAUCUUCUGUUGAUGGAAUGAAUUUUCGUGAAUGUAUAUGUGCCGAAAUAGUUCAAAAUAUAAAUUCUAUUGA
Messenger RNA from Symsagittifera roscoffensis, 2898 nucleotides. Its product is annotated as S-adenosylmethionine sensor upstream of mTORC1-like. Gene Ontology annotation, biological process: negative regulation of TORC1 signaling. The coding region runs from base 1195 to 2529 and encodes 444 amino acids. The record is from RefSeq and is a predicted model, not a curated record. Lineage: Eukaryota; Metazoa; Xenacoelomorpha; Acoela; Convolutidae. The transcript is spliced from 4 exons.